CGGGCAGAGGAGCCGGACACAGACAGCCAGAGACACGAAAUCAGUUAAGGAAGACAUUUCUUGGAAAAUCAACAUUGAUUUUUGGAGCGGCGCAGACUCCCCCGAGGGCCUGGCUGGCAGGAUGCUGAUGUUUGACCCCGUCCCUGUUAAGCAGGAGGCAAUGGAGCCCGUCUCCGCGUCCUACCCGUCCAGCUACGCGGAGCACAUGAGGCCCAACAAGUACAGCGUGAUCUACUCGGCGCCCAGCGUGCUGCCCGGCAAGUUCUACUCCGACAGCCUGGCCGGCGGCAUCCAGAUGGAGCCGGUGGACCUGACGGUGAGCAAGCGAGGCUCCCCCCCCGGCGCCGGCGGCUCGCCCUCGCCGCUCAAGUUCCAGGUGGCCCCGCGUCGGGGCUCCCCCGGGCUGGGCCUGCGCUCGCCCAGCCCCCCGGUGAAGAAGUUCUCGCCGUCCCCGCCUGGAACGCAGCCGUUCAGCAUGCCCCUGGCCAUCCCCCCGGUCAUGGCUGCCCUGUCUCGCCACGGCCUCCGCAGCCCCGGCAUCCUGCCGGUCAUUCAGCCGGUCGUCGUGCAGCCCGUCCCCUUCAUGUACGCCCCGCAUCUCCAGCAGCCCGUCAUGGUCUCCGCCGUCCUGGCCGACGACAUGGACACCUCUGGCGGCCUGCCAGUGCCCGUGAUCGAGUCGUACGACAAGUCCGUGCUACCGAGGAAGAUCAAACUGGAGCCCGGGCUGGAGUCCCCACAGACGGACUUUUACCCUGAGGAAAUGUCUCCGCCACUGAUGGGCUCCAUCUCCCCCCAGCAGGUCAUGCUCCAGGAGAACCACCCGUCGGUGAUCGUGCAGACGGGGAAGCGGCCGUUGCCCGUGGAGUCCCCAGACACGCAGCGCAAGCGCCGGAUCCACCGCUGCGACUACGAGGGCUGCAACAAAGUCUACACCAAGAGCUCUCACUUGAAAGCCCACAGGAGGACGCACACAGGAGAAAAGCCGUACAAGUGCACGUGGGAGGGAUGCACGUGGAAAUUUGCCCGUUCCGACGAGCUGACCCGGCACUUCCGCAAACACACUGGCAUCAAGCCCUUCCAAUGUCCAGACUGUGACCGCAGCUUCUCCCGCUCGGACCACCUCGCCCUCCACAGGAAACGGCACAUGCUAGUCUGAGCGGCCCGGCCCUCCCCUUCCGGCUCCCGGCCGGCCGCCCCUCUUCUCCAUCCCCCCAACCCCCUACCCUUCGUCUCUGCGUGAGCGACUUCAUUUGGAUUCAGCUGGUCUUGAAUCUCCACGUUUCUACCGUUUAAACUUCGUGUGGUCAGUAACAGACAUUACCUAUCCCUUCUCUUUCCUUACCACGGGUCAGACCUAAAGAAUGUGAACAGUUUUCGUUUCUUCCCGGGGAUGCUAAGCAAACCCUCCCUGCAGAAAUACUUCGUGUCCCGAGACCGGGGACCUCGUAAAGCCAACCCGAACGGGUCCGUGUUUCCAGGUAAUAUCAGCCAGCGAAUAUCGACCAGCCAGCAAGCGGCCCUCAGAGGCGAUGUCCGGACCGCAAAUCCUCCUGUGAGCUCGUCUCCGCUUCGGCCGGGAACGGGCUGAACCCAUCCCAGCAGGUUCCGGGCCUGCCGGGGGGGCAUGGAGAGCAGGCUGCCCCUCCGUAGUGGCCCGAGCUUUCCGGCCAGGGCUCGAAGCCCCCGGCGGGUCACUCUGACAAUGGAAAGACCGUCCACCUCCCCAGACCAAGCAGUGUUUCCCCUGCCACAAUAAUUGACCCACAGAGAUGACUUGUAGGAGAUGCAGUGACACUGUGUGGAUUAGGCAUGAGAAUGCGUGCCUAUGUGUGUACGUGUGAGUGUGUGUGUGAGUGUGUGCAUGCACAUGCUUGCUGUUGCCACCUUCCAGAUCCACUCGGAUGAACCCCUGGUGCUCCCUCAAACCCUGCCCCAUCUUUGGCCUGGGGAGGGGGGCAUUGGCCAAAGCUGGGGGCCGGGGCCCACCCAGUUGAAGCCUCCCCCACUCGCCAAGACCCGACCCUAAAGUGAAACAAGGGUUUGGAUUUCCUCUCUGCCAGGAGUUAGUGCGAUGCUUCGCUCGGUGGGAAGCCCAGGAAUUCGAUAUCAGCAAAGGGCAAGGGGGAAGCCGGUGAGACUCCAGGGUGCUCUGAUGUCCGAAGAGGCUCUGUCCUGGCCUCGGCAAGAUUGGGAGAAAUGACUCGCUCGUGCACUUCUCUUAGCUCGUCUGGGCCGCUUCCGCGAACAGCACCAAGCUUGUCUCGUUGUGGGGAAAUCUCACCCCGACCAAACACCUUCGAGGGGUGGGGGCAGGAGUCCCGUGGCCACUUGAGAGCCCUGGCCUCGUUGCCUCCCAGAAACAUGCUCGUCCGAGCCAUUCUGGCACUUGGCAGUUGUUGGAACAGCCGUGCCCUAGCCACAGGGACUGAAACGGGUUCUGUCUGGUGCUCCCGACCCUGCCGAUAUUCAGGAAUACGCAAGCACACGUGCAGCCAGCAUCAGGCAGGGUCUGGGUGGCUACACACUUACCUCAGCUUUCAACUCAUUGGCCUUUCCAACCACCCAGCAACUGGAGGGGGCUCCGGAAGAGUUUCGAGCAGGGCUCGUUGCUUCUUGCUUCAUCUGAUGAGUCCCGGUUCUUUUGGGUCUCUGUCUGUCUGUCUAUCUGUCUGUCUCUCUCUCUCGCUGGCACACACACACACACACACACACAUUCACUCACAUGUCAUGCCUUCCGAAGAACAACUUAAAUUACUCCCAGGGAAACUAUCCAGGGCCACUGUUUCCAUCCCGGUGGAAAGAAAAGCCUCCCCAAAGCAUAAUUCAAAUUGCCUUGGUGCUCUCUGAUUCCCUCCUCCUCCUCCUUCGGCCAAGAGUUCCUCUAGAAGUCAGUGGAUGUUUCCGGCUGUCCUUCUUAGCUCUGCUCUGGCCAAGGGGCACAGAUUUGGACUGGCGGUGGGUUUUAACCCGAUGCAAGUCACGGUCGAUGGCUGUUGAAAGUUCAAACAAUUUUUCGUGAUGUCAACGUAGUUCUAAGCAAGAUCGGUUUUGCGUCAGUUGCACUUGUUUUAGGACGAAGGGGAUUUCAGAGGGACGAUUGCUGGGAGUUGUCACAGAUGUUUGCAAAUAAACCUGCCUGUUUGGAUGGUCCGGAAAUGGGAA
This is a messenger RNA of Tachyglossus aculeatus (Australian echidna), 3165 nucleotides long. RefSeq names its product Kruppel like factor 3 (gene KLF3). Gene Ontology annotation, molecular function: DNA-binding transcription factor activity, RNA polymerase II-specific; RNA polymerase II cis-regulatory region sequence-specific DNA binding. The record is from RefSeq and is a predicted model, not a curated record. Lineage: Eukaryota; Metazoa; Chordata; Mammalia; Monotremata; Tachyglossidae. Gene Ontology annotation, biological process: regulation of transcription by RNA polymerase II.